AUGCCCCUCCGCGCCUCCCUCAUCUCCUCCUCCAUCCUCUCUGCCAUCUUCCAUGACCCCCAUCCUCCCAAUUACCCCCUCCUCACCCGCCUCCUCGCCUUCCUCCGCCUCUUCCACCUCCUCCUCACCCGCCACCACCCCGCCGACUUCGCCGCCCUCCGCACACACGCCUGGUCCCUCGAUGAACACGAAUACACCGAGUCGUUCCGCCGCGCGACGACGCGGAGGAACAAAGGGCAGUUGAUCCCCAUCGGCGACCUGGGCUACUCCGGCAGCGCGUUCUUCACAACGCCGAAUGGGAAGUACCUGAUCAAGAGCCUGCCACGGCGGUUCGAGUAUCGAUUCUUCACCGAGGAGCUGCUCGACCCGUAUGUGGCGCACAUGCACGCGCAUCCCACGAGCUUGCUGGUGCGGAUCACCGACCUGCUGUUCGCACCCAUGGCGUCGAUCGGCGGAUUGCUCGGCGCGGCGCCGACGCAUCAUAUCGUGAUGGAGAACGUGAUGUACGGGCGGGACGAGGACCCGGAGAAGGCUCGCUGGGAGACGUACGAUUUGAAACCGAGCACGUAUUUUGUUCCUGAGAGGGAUAUCGCGGGGGGCCGGUUGGCGUCGGAGGGCGUGAAGGAGCGGCUGGUGGAUGAGUUUCCGGAUCGGAUCGUGGUAUCACCGACGGCGCGCGAGGAGUUGCUGGGGCUGCUGGAGCUGGAUACGGGGUUUUUGGAGGAGUAUAAUGCGGUGGAUUACUCGCUGUUUCUGGUCCGGUAUCCGGGUCCGAACGCGGAGGGCAUCGGUGAGCGGGAGGUGAAGUGCUUGACGAGCCGGUCGAGUGCGUGGAGGGAUGGGAUGGUGGAUGUGCGUGGGGAGUGGGUGUAUCGGGCGGUGGUGCUGGAUUUCUUCUGGGCGAAGCAUGCGUUGCGGGCGCAGGCGAUGUCGGGGUUGGUGAAGAGUUUUAACUUCUUUGCGCGGAAGGGGGAGAUGAGCAUCACGACAAGGCCGGAUGAGUAUCGGGAGCGGUUCCUGAACAUGGUGCAGGACAUUGUGGCGGUCCCGGAGAUUUGA
Eremomyces bilateralis CBS 781.70 is the source of this 1059-nucleotide messenger RNA. Its product is annotated as SAICAR synthase-like protein. Gene Ontology annotation, molecular function: phosphatidylinositol kinase activity. Gene Ontology annotation, biological process: phosphatidylinositol metabolic process. The transcript has a single exon. The record is from RefSeq and is a predicted model, not a curated record. The coding region runs from base 1 to 1059 and encodes 352 amino acids. Lineage: Eukaryota; Fungi; Ascomycota; Dothideomycetes; Eremomycetales; Eremomycetaceae.